Messenger RNA from Trichomonas vaginalis G3, 619 nucleotides. Its product is annotated as organellar and viral DNA polymerase type B. The annotation marks the transcript as partial. The record is from RefSeq and is a predicted model, not a curated record. The transcript has a single exon. Lineage: Eukaryota; Parabasalia; Trichomonadida; Trichomonadidae.
AUGAUUUCAACAAUCGGCACAACAACAAUUCAAGCCGCGAACGGCGGGACUCUGUCCACAACAACAGCACCAAACUCGUUAGUCAUGAAUCCAACAUCUAUGUUAGUAGAAAUGAAAAGCUUCAUUCCUUCUUCAUAUACUUUUGAAACAGAAAUCCAGAAGAUAAAGCAAGAACUUUUAACAAGUAAUUUAGACUGUAGUGCGAAAGAUGAAGAAAAUGAAGAAUAUCUUUAUGAAAUGCAGGACAUUAUUGACCAUUUACCUAAACUACCUGAAAUCCAACAACAAAAACUCACUAUUCCUGAAUUCGACGAAAUUGAAGUCAAAGCAACUGACUCAGUAGAAAUAAAGAAGUUCAUACGUAAAGUAAAUUAUGAAUUCCUUGGUUUUCAUUGCAACCAUAAAGUUAUGGACAAAGAUUGCGACAUGGUAUAUAAAAACAUUUCUGACAUAUAUAAAUCUGAGGAGUUUAAGACUUACGAUAACUUUGUUUCAUUAGUUGCAAAAUGUGUUUGGGAAAUAAGAGAUAAAGAUAGAAGAGGUAAAAUAUGGAACGAACAGAUAAGACCAACUGCUUUUGAGUUAAAGAAAACCAUUGACGCCUUAGUUGUUUUAGCAG